AUGUGCAGGACGCUAACCGUACUCUUAGUCACAAGACUCCCUUUCCAAAAAGCGAGGGAGAAUUCUGGGGUUCAAGUUUCCAAGGUUACCCCGGCGGCCAGGCCAUGUGGUCGAACGAGCGAGCUCGUUUCUCGUCAGCCAUUUGCAGGACCACACGCAAGACCACACUGGCUGCUUUACUACCACAGCGUGUAUAGUACAUUCCUCUCAGGUCCUUAUACACUUGGGUGCGCAGACGCGGCCUACAGCCCAAAGUCCGGCGGAUAUUCGUUCAGCAGAGAGCAUGUUACCUUGGAUAAGGUACAGAAGCUCAUGUCCACAACCAUUGGUACUGAUUUCAAGGGAGUCUCCGAAGAGCGAAUAGGUGGCAAACAAAGGAAAGCACCAAUCAGCCCUCGGAACACAUCCAUCGCAAUGGCUGGGCUGGAACUUGAUGGACCAAUUUCGAGCCCUCCUAGAGCGAGGUGGCGAGGCGAAAGCAAGGCCCAGUGA
This is a messenger RNA of Colletotrichum abscissum, 492 nucleotides long. RefSeq lists its product as uncharacterized. NCBI's taxonomy places the organism in Eukaryota, Fungi, Ascomycota, Sordariomycetes, Glomerellales, Glomerellaceae. The coding region runs from base 1 to 492 and encodes 163 amino acids. The record is from RefSeq and is a predicted model, not a curated record. The transcript has a single exon.